AUGGAUACGAACGAGCAGCAGCCAGAGCCGACGCUGCCGCCGGCAGAGCAGAUGCGCCAACGGCGUCUGGCGAAGCUGGCAAAUAUGACCGCCGCUUCUUCGAGCUCCAGAUCUGCCGACAGUAACACCACCUCCGAGCCCUCCACCUCAUCACCCUCGGCCGAACCCUCGAAAGCGAGUUCGCCAAACCCAGAGAAUGCUUCCCGAAGCCAGACCCCGAACCGCAAGAUAACCAUCACACCUGCGCCCGCCUCGGCAAACAAGCCCUCGGCCGGUAACCACUUCACACAGUUGGGAAGUAGGAAGAAGUCGACAUCCGGAAGUAACAUGUCUGGCGAUUCAGGUAACAGUCGCAACCUCAAGAGACCAGCAGCGGCUGUUGACACACCGCGAGCAGCAGCACCUCCGUCCAAGAAGAUCAACAUCGCGAAGGAAGAGCGACUCGAGGAUUGGUCGAACAGAGUACUGGGGGACAUCUUUCAAGUCACACUGGAAGAGCACCAUACAGUCAAUAGCCAGGGUGCCAGACUGACCUACUUACCCGACCUGAAAUCAGAGCUGGAACAGUCGGGCGAUCCAGUCAAACUCACCGCUUCCACUAUUGACUCGGCCAUACUCGAGGCAUCUAGAUAUGUGCCGGAAACCAAGGCGCUCAUGGGUUACCUACUGCCCUGCUGGAAACGGGUGAUGCGAGCGAACAAACCAUCAAGACGUCCAACUGAAGAGAAGGAGGCAAUAUUGCACGAGGCCAAACGGUUGUGCAUGAGCAACUGCAUUUUUGCACUCACAAUGCCGGAGUACUUUGGCCGGGACCCCAACCCGUCCCACGAUACGCUGGUGCCCUACCUCCUUCGCAACCACGACAACGAAGAUAGCGUGUGCCUAGAUUUCUUCUCGGAAGCAGUGUCGCGUAUGAAGGAAGAUGACUCCAUUGCUUCAAUCUUCACCGAGUCCAUGGUCCAAAUCAGUCAAAGACUGGCCAGUCUGACCAUGAACGAUGACUACAAACCUCUAGUCAAUUGUUUGGUCACGUACUCGAGAUAUCCGGUGCUCCUUGAUGCCCUCGCGGAACAUCCUUGCUUUCAAGUGCAGCAGACUCCAGGCAUGACAAGAGAGCAAAUGGCGUUGGCAAGCGAGAACCAAACCAUUUUGGGGCCUUUCUUCAGGAUCUCGCCCCUGCAGACCGAAGUGACGAAGACGUACUUCUCCAGCCCCCGGACUAUUGACAAGGGCCAUGUCAGAUCUUCCCAGACUUCCCUACAGAUGACGCUGAAAGCUCACCAGGGCGAUUUGACGAGCAUCGCCACCGCUUUCGCGAAGGCCAGCAAGGAAUCCAGGAACCACUUACUCAAUUGGUUUGCGUAUACCAUGAAUGCCAAUCACAAGAGGCGUGCUUUACAAGUCAAGUCCGCAGACGUUGCCUCGGACGGUUUCAUGGUCAACGUGACAGUUAUUUUGGACCAGCUCUUCCAACCUAUCAUGGACACCACUUUCUCCAAGAUUCACAAAGUGGACAUCGGCUACCUCCAGCGAGAUCCGCGGGUGAACAUGAGCGAUGAGACCAAGGUAAAUGCCGAUCAAGCUACUGCAGAUGCAUUCUAUAACGUCCGAUUAAACGGCGAGACCAACUUUGUCAACGACAUCUUCUUCCUGACGCUGGCCGCUCACCACUACGGCUUGGGUGCAACUCAAGCGAAGCUCAAGGACCUCGAUAAAGACAUCAAGUAUGUUGAGAAGGUCAUCAAGCAGAUGGAGGAUGAACUGCCCAAACUGCAGAACGAUCCACUUCGCCUGGCCAUGGCCAAGCGGGAAGUCCAAACCGCCGUUAACACCGUCGAGAAGUACAUUGCCUUGAAGUAUGCAAUUCAAGGAGUGGUGACAGACCAGGGCAUACAGGCAACAUCUUUAAUGUUCAUGCGCCACGUCGCUGUCUGGCUUCUCAGAGUUGCUACUCAAACGGACUAUGCCCCCGGCAAGCCGAUUAGCCUCCCGCUUCCGGCUAACCAACCUGCAUCUUUCAGCUGUCUGCCCGAGUAUGCUCUUCAAGAUAUCGUAGAGAACUUCAAGUUCGUUUUCAGAUAUGUCCCGGAUAUCCUCGUGUCAGCCGUAGGGGAUGAGCUCAUCGCCCUAUGCAUCACAUUCUUGAGGUCCUCGGAAUAUAUCAAGAACCCGUAUCUCAAGUCUUCGCUCGUCACACUCCUCUUUUCUGGCACAUGGCCCAUAUAUCAUCUCAGCCGCGGUGUGUUUGGCGAAUCAUUGAUGGGGUCGGACUUUGCCAACAAGCACUUGUUGCAUUCACUCAUGAAGUUUUACAUCGAAUGUGAGCAUAGCGGAGUCAGCUCAGCGUUCUACGACAAAUUCAACAUCCGCUAUGAGAUCUUCCAGGUCAUCAAGGCGAUCUGGCCGAACGAUGUCUACCGGGAUAAUCUCAGUAAAGAAAGCAGGGUCAAUCGACAAUUUUUCGUGCAAUUUGUCAACUUGCUACUGAACGAUGCUACAUACCUUCUAGACGAGGCCCUGACGAAGCUCGUGAAGAUACAUGACUAUCAGAAACAAUUACAGGAUCCCGCGCUGUCCCCCGAAGAUCGAGAAAAGGCCAGAACGGAUAUGGAACAAGCAGAAAGCCAGUGCCAAUCUUGGAUGCAGCUGGUUAACGACACCAUGGGGAUGAUGAAACUAUUCACAGACACGCUCCGUGACCCUUUCACCAUGCCAGAGAUUGUAGUACGACUGGCAGGCAUGCUCAACUACAACCUCGAGACCCUGGUGGGUCCGAAACGAGGCCAGUUGAAGGUGGAGGAUGCCAAGAAGUAUCACUUCGACCCGAAGACGUUGCUAUCAGACUUCAUUGACGUCUAUAUCAACCUGAGCUCGAAAGCGACCUUUAUCGAUGCUGUUGCUUCGGAUGGUCGUUCGUACAAGCCGACGAACUUUGAAGCCGCAGCUCGGCUGCUCAAGAACAGUCUGCACAAAGCGCCCGAAGUAGUCGCUGCGUGGGACUCGCUGAGAAAGCAGGUUGCGGAAGCGAAGCAACGCCUAGACCAGGCCGAGCUUGACCUAGGUGACAUACCGGACGAGUUUGAGGAUCCUCUCAUGGGAGAGUUGAUGAAUGACCCCGUCAUUCUACCGUCUCAGAACAUUGUUGACCGAUCCACUAUCGUCCAGCAAUUGCUUUCAAACCCUCUAGAUCCUUUCACACGAGCCCCGAUGAGCAUCGAUGACGUCGUACCUGCAGAUGACCUGAGGGCACGGAUAGAGGCUUGGAAAGCCGAACGAAUAGCAGCUGCCAAGACGAAGGCAACGGGUGCUUCGUUGCAUUCAACAAUGGAUACAACGGAAGGCUGA
Molecule: messenger RNA, 3345 nt
Organism: Anthostomella pinea
Lineage: Eukaryota; Fungi; Ascomycota; Sordariomycetes; Xylariales; Xylariaceae
Source: the annotation of a GenBank genome assembly